Messenger RNA from Haliotis rufescens (red abalone), 5530 nucleotides. Its product is annotated as bone morphogenetic protein 7-like. The coding region runs from base 481 to 1731 and encodes 416 amino acids. The record is from RefSeq and is a predicted model, not a curated record. Gene Ontology annotation, molecular function: cytokine activity; growth factor activity. The transcript is spliced from 6 exons. Gene Ontology annotation, cellular component: extracellular region. Lineage: Eukaryota; Metazoa; Mollusca; Gastropoda; Lepetellida; Haliotidae. Gene Ontology annotation, biological process: SMAD protein signal transduction.
CGCUGUUCUACCGCCCUCGGGAAGGAAUAGAAUCAGCUUGAGCGAGUUGUCAGUAGCCUUUGUUUUGGUGAGUUUCCGAUUGGCUUGUUUUCAUUUGUGGAGAUUUUAUCAGUUGUUUAGCUGGCCUCGAGGCUUCAGAAGACAGCGAAUACCACAGAAAUAGCUCGAUCCGGUCGCAGUUGGGCUUGUUAUGCCGAAGGAUCGGCUUCGCCUCAAAUCAAGCGCAGAAAACGACGGACCGCCGGCCUCUUGACCACGGGGAAAUUACACCUGUGUUUUGCACCUGGUAAAAUGCGGUGUGACAGACAAAUGUGUCAGUGAGUGGCUGGUGGAGUACAGAAGACGAUAUCGAAAUCCAGGGCAAGAUUUGUAAAUGACCUGGAUUUUUACUGACCCAAACCGAACUACAAAAUAAAACAACGCAGGCACAGAAGGGGAUCGAGUCACGAGGUAUAAGAGCGAUCAGAUAUUUCUUUCAAAAUGGAAGGGCUACGUUGUUCAUGGCUCGUGAGGACUACAGUCGUCAUAUCGCUCGUGCUCGGAGACGUCACGGGCACCUACGCAACGAUGAGUACAGCAUUCUAUGCCGAUAAUGACUUACAACAGACGGUGCUUGUAACAAGAUUACCCGGCAGAGAAAAACGGGAAAUGCAACAAGAAAUAUUAACACUACUCGGCCUUCACCAGAAACCGAAACCCAAGACUCACGGCAAAGGAGACUCUGCUCCUAAAUUUAUGAUUGAUUUGUAUGAAAAACUUAAAAACGAAGAUGGGGAAAUUAUGGAUGAUGAUACCGUGUUUCGGAGGAACGCUUCUAUCGGAUUAAACCCAGAUUUACUGGAUGGUUCGGACGUCAUUAUGAGUUUUGUCAAUCACGCGAACAAGCGGUCCCAUCUUCGUCAUGAACGUGACAGAACGUUUUACUUUGACUUCAGCGAGGUUGCUAUCGGCGAACAGGUGUCCGGUUCUGAACUCCGGCUGUACAAAGAACGUGCGCACCGAGGGCAUUACCGCCACCAAGACUUCCACAUUGAGCUGUUCCGAAUGAAACAAGGUCGUGACCCCGAAGAUAAAGUUUUGGAGUCGGAACUAAAUACUACCAUAAAGGGAGAUUACCGAGGAUGGCUUCGUUUAAACGUGACCGGAGCGGCGGAGAAGUGGACACGGAAUCCAGGUUCAAACCUCGGCCUCUUCAUGAAAAUCACCGGAUCUAGAGGUCAGGAUGUGGAUCCAAGACCAAUUGGCAUAGUGGGACGGCGGGGUUCAAUGGCCAAACAGCCGUUUCUAGUCGGGUAUUUCCGGAUGGAUAGCGAACUGCACGAACGACGUCGCCGUUCCACGCGACGGCGGUACCGCCAAGACGUCACCUACGCAGACCAGCCGUCCUACCCAGGCAACUUUCCAAGGUUCCAGCGAAAGGCCUGCCAACGCAGAACACUGUACGUGAGCUUCAGAGACCUUGGAUGGCAGGACUGGAUUAUCGCCCCUGACGGUUACUCGGCGUUCUACUGCGAUGGAGAAUGUGCCUUCCCCCUCGGAGCUCACAUGAACGCCACGAACCACGCCAUUGUUCAGACUCUUGUACAUCUCAUGGAUCCCUUCAUGGCCCCCAAACCUUGCUGUGCUCCCACCAAACUCACGGCAAUAUCCGUCUUAUAUUUCGACCAUAACUCGAACGUUGUGCUGAAAAAAUACAAGGGGAUGAUAGUAAAGGCAUGUGGCUGUCACUGAGAUACGAGACUCACGCUGGUGUAAACUCACAUGGGCCCAUUGGUGUAUAAAGCUUUCUCGGUGUGCAUAAAACUCGAUUUCUGUGGAUGCUGUUCAAGAGGACAACGUGACCUUUUCGUAGCCUCUAUUGAUCCGUGGAUGAAGACUGCGUGAAAGCCAGUUGCACCAGCUAAACUGACGUCAACUUGACAAUCCAAAACCAGGGCUGACAACCGAUUAUUAAAACAACGUCAUGUGUGACAGUUUUUCAGUUUCAACCUAAAAACGAUCGGCUACAAAAGAACGCUGAACAAAUAUAGCAGGUUUCCAAAUUCAUGGAAUAUGUGCUGGUAGGCUCUGUCGUCGCUGCAACAUGGCAGUUAGUUUUAUUGCCAAAGAAAGACGAACACAUGUAGUAAAACACGAAGGCCGUUGUCAUGAAAUUCCAAAGAUGCUUAUGCCAUGCUGAAGAAUCGUUGCAAAGCUUGACCACUAUUUGUUCUGAAGAUCCCGUCUCUGUUGAAUGAUGGCUUGUGUCGACUGGAACACAUUGUGAUUCCUGGGAAUAUUAACAAGGGCAUACUUCUGCGAGAAAACUGUUCAUAUUUCUGAUAUUUACAACACGCCGACAUUGAUGUACUGUAGAUAGGGCUUAAAGGAGCCACCGUGGUACCGGUACCGGUAUCGAUUAUUGAGGUUUUGUAUCGAUACCAAGCAACAAGUGGAUACAUAUGUGGAUGUCAUGUUUUGAGGUACAUUUUCUGACAAUACCUAAAGGCAUUAAUUUUUUUGCUUCAUCUUUACGAUAAUGGUUUAAGUGUCGUCCAACCGUUUUGUGAUGGAAUAGACAGUUAACAAAAGUGGGUGUUCAUGUGUCGUAUCCUGAUGUUACUAUCGUGACAAAGUGUAACGCCAGGGAGGAUGUACAGUGGUUUUACACUUUGAUAUGUUGGUAUGCUAUAGGUAUAAACACGAACAUCUGUACGGCCGCGUGUCGUGUCUCAAUGAUGAACAUCGCAUACAGACUCUGACAAAAAUAAACCCAAAGAGACGUACUGUACUAAGAUACCUGCUUAUGCUAUUCUACUCAACUUUUGUUAAGGAUACAGAUAGUUCAUAUUGUAAUGAAACCCGAAUGACGCUCACGAUAAACACGAACACUUAACGUGAAGCUAAAGUUCCAUAGUAAUACAUCGAAUACUAUUCGUGAAUUUACAUCGUUUCCAUUGAAAUUUCAAAUAUUAUCAGUCAAACUGUUUCAAAGCAAUCGUUCACAUUCAGUCCGUACCUGAACGCUCUGUAUAUUCCUAUCACACAGCGGCAGUAUUUCGCCUUCGAUUUAUUAUUAAGUAAAGAAAAAAACAAUGUCGUCCCUUAAUGCCAAGUUUAUAGAAAUGAAAAAUAUAUCUACGGUAAGGUAAUGUCAUAGCGUUACUUACGCAAACAUUGCCCAUGUUCGACACGUGACAUUCUCAUGUAGCUAUCUUUUCUUUCUUUUUUAAAACAAACGGCAAUUUUCCAUUUUCCAACUGAUGUACAUAUCUUAAUUAUAUGGUUGAACAGAAUCUUCUUGGCUAUUAACUGUGUGACGGGAAUUGCCCCCCCCCCCCCUACAAUCUUACAUCGUUAGAUCGUUAUAAAUCUACUUUGAGUGAUGUCUCGCAGAAGAAAGUAUAAGAGUUAGAUAUUUCCCUUCAACCAAUAAAAUCUGUAUCAGUCUCGUGUCAAAUCUACAUCCGUCAAAUUUGACGUGUAAUGGCUAUUGUGGAGCUUAAUGGACAAGGAUUUUUGUCAACGUUCCACAACGUUAGCAAGGAGUUUCUUCACAAGAGUAAUAAAUAAAAUAAUAAAUAUAAAAUAUUUAAUUACAUAAUCACGGAUAGUCAAUGUGCAUCAGGUUUUAUAAUCACUUACAUUUGGAAUUACGCAUAUAUCAAACUAAAUUUGUGAAUUUAUGUCGUUUUAUUUUCUCGUUACAGUUUUUGUUUAAUACUAAGUAAAUAAUGGAAAAUGGAUGGGUAGAAUGUAUAGAUAAGUGUGGUGUAUGUACACACUGAUACCAUGUAACUGAUCAAGAUUAUGACAUCCACUAUAAAGGACAAUAUUUGCUGUAGUGCUGUAGACAGGCUCUGAGCAUCCAUACAACGCUCCGAUGAUCAAUUAGAACACUACUUCAGAGUAGGUGUAUUUUGUAAAUAUUUUGCUUGAAAGAGUGUUCUGAUUCAUAUAUAAUUGAACAAUGCUUCCGGAAUAUGCAUUUCUAUGUUACAUUAUGAAUAAGUGCAAUUUCUCAUCUUAUUGUAUAUAUUUGUAAGCCUGCAGAAACAUCGCUGGCUUUUAGUGGCGAGCUACAAAAAAAAACAUUUGCAUGAUUAAGUACGUUAUGAGAAUGUCAUUUGUUGGAUAUUUGUAGCUACUGUCCACUGGAAUCGUGCUUACCAACAGUCACCAUGUUUUUAUCCAAACUAAAAUACAGAAAAAAGAUGUUUAGUUAAUGUAACAACGUUUUCUGGCUACUGGUCAGACAAGAAGUGGGUCACGUGACCGCCACAUUGACAGCCAUAACGGUAUGAGUCCAAUGCGUAAGAAUGUUAAGAACUUCUUUUACAGAAGAUAUAAAAUAUUCAUAGCAGUUUCGUGAAAUGUACGGUCGCUCUGCAUCGAUCUGAGACUCUCCGUGCUACGAAUACUGUAGCUCUAAAAAUGAAAUAAUGUUGAUCGUUAUCAAGGCUGCAGAUGUUGGGUGGCUGUGUGGUCAAAGCGUUCGCUCGUCACGCCGAAGACCCGGGUUCGAUUCCCGACAUGGAUACAAUGUGUAAAGCCCAUUUCUGGUGUUCCCCGCCGUGAUAUUGCUGGAAUAUUGCUAAAAGCGGCGUAAAACCACACUCACUCACUCACUAUUCAGUUCAACGGACCGACCAGCACAAACGAGCAUGAUAGAAUUCCAACUUACAUUGAUUUUUGCUUCAAAGCUGCCGUUCAUUGACAAGUGUAAUACGUUUCUAUUCAUGUAAUAUUCAUUUCACAUGGGGUAGGUUGGUUUAAGUGUUCACUCGCCACGCCGAAGCCCCGGGAUUCCCAACAUGGGUACAAUGUGUGGAAACCAUUUCUGGUGUCUACCCUCCCCCGUUCUGUUACUGGACAAUUGCUUAAAGUGGCAUAAGACCACUCUCACCCACACAUUACCUAUGGGAUAUAUUAUUCUUAAAACUAUGUUCAGUGUUUUUGAAAUCACCCGUCAAGAACGAAAUAUAAUGGUUUCGAAUACAAUUUUAACACCACCUGUAAAUUAUAUCUACUUGAAACCAAACUACGCGAAGGUGUGAUAGGAUAUUUUACCCUAAACAUCCUUGAAAAUAAUCUUUUUUUCAGAUCGAUAAUAUAUGAUAAAGGCCGUUGAAUUAUUUCAGAAAGAUAGAAAUUGUUGAGUUGAGUCUGACGAGGCAAAAUAAAAAUCGGCUUCGCAUUUUCUCAAAAGUAUUGCUCUGGUCGAUCCGCGCAGCCUUCAAUAGCCACCAAUAAAUGGCCGAUCAUGUACUCUCUGUAUUCAGUGCUUGGGUACCGGCAGCUCUGUCAACACACAGUACACAUGCUGGGCUAAGCUGCUACAAGACAUGCUACCUCUCUGUGUCAAGCACGCUUCUUAUGAUCGAAUAACACAAUUUAAAAGUAUUAUCUUGAGCAAAGGGAUCAAAUUAUCUUGUGUAUUUGUUUGCAAAUGAUGUAUACAUAUCUUUUAUGACAUACGAGCAUUUAUGUAUGGUUGUGUUAUUUAACGUUCCUGUUUGAACUAGAUUCUGAAUAAAAUCAAUCAAAACUU